Molecule: messenger RNA, 1993 nt
Organism: Plectropomus leopardus (leopard coralgrouper)
Lineage: Eukaryota; Metazoa; Chordata; Actinopteri; Perciformes; Serranidae
Product: cell surface glycoprotein CD200 receptor 1-B
Biological process (GO): regulation of neuroinflammatory response
Molecular function (GO): signaling receptor activity
Source: RefSeq, a predicted model, not a curated record
UCCUAGACUUCAAUAGAGAAAGUGAAAUUAAUUAAUUAUGGUAAAUGGCUUGACAAACAGACAAAACACAGUUUGAUGUUUGUGGAGUUUAGGGCUGAGGAUUUAAGUGUUGUGGAGUUAAAGAAUUGACGUGUUUCUUACUGGUGUAAGAGACGCUGCCAGUUUACAGAGGAACCCGAAGACGACUGGAGAUGUGGGACAUGAUGUGGAUUUUUGCAGCUAGUAUCCUCUUGUUGUCUGAAGCAUGGAGCCAUGAGCCAGGAACUAACCAAAACUUCAACUCUAUGAACGCCAGCACCUCUCCUCCUAAAGUUUCUGUGGUCAUAAAUUCAACUUUCAACAUUGGGAGUGAAGUUAACCUGACAUGCAGCAAUAAGACAUGGAAUGAGAUUAUGUUUGUAACCUGGACUUACGUAGUAAAUAACCAACAUUGUAGAAUAGCCUCAAACAGUGAAGGUGGAAGUGUUGACAACUGCAAGGAUGGCAAAUCACUCCGAAACACAUCCACUGCUCAGUCAUACCUGCACAUCUCAAACUUCUCUAAUGAUGACGUGGGGGUCUACAAGUGUGAGUCAGUUUUCAGAGGAGGACUCGAAUCUUACGAUAUCCACGUGGCUAUCACAGUUCCUCCGAAAAUAUUAGCCUGGUUAGAGCAUAAGGACAACAAGAUGGUGGCAGUGUGCAGAGCUGAAAGAGGAAAACCUGCUGCCAACAUCAGCUGGAGUCAUGGGGGAAACUCAUCGUCUAAGACAAUUGACUCACAUGGAUUUUAUACAGUAGAAAGUCGCCUGGAGCUCCUCAAGGAAAUGGACAGAGAAAACCUGACCUGUGCUAUCAGGCACCAGUCCUGGAAAGGGGAAAAGAUUUUAAUACCAGAACUCCCAAAAGGUUAUGUUCUCUGGCUGUGCAUCCUAGUUGUAGUGGUAAUCAUUGUGUUUUUGGCAGGAUUUUUAUUUUUUGCACAAAAGAAACUAACAACAUCAAGGCAAUGCCAACAGUCCGUAAUCUCAUCAUCUAAAUCUCCACCUACAGAACACGUGGAGGAAGUGGAGCCCUACGCCAGCUAUGUUCAACGCGUGAACUCUAUCUAUAACUCCUCUGCAGAUUUGUUCACAUAAGAUCCUGCACAUGCAACACACUCUAAAUGCGCAUGGCUCUGUGUGAGGGCUGUGAAAGUGAGAAACGAUGAAAUAGUAAAGAGAGAAAGGAAAGAGAUGAAAGACUUCCGAUAAGAAAGAGAAGCCUCUCAGUUUAAUUCUGCCUGAACAAAGCUCUUGAGUGAUGAAGCAGGGAAUGUACCUAAUGACACUCACUGGCUCCAGUGCACAGCGCUGCAGCCCACCACUCUGUGUGUGGGUGUCAUAAAGAACAUUAAUAAUAACUAAAAUGCAGCGAUAGAUGGAUUUUAAAGAACACCGCCUUCAGCUGGACUCAGCACACCAAGACUACAGAACCUUUGACAGGCUACAAUUACAGUAUAUUCCUAAGAGAACACAGGUGCAAAAUUGCUUCAAGAUAAUAUGGACAAUAUUAAACAAAGUUUUCAUGCCAUGUCUUAAUGUACAAGUUAUUGAGUGUAUUAAACAUACAUCUGUACAUAUUGGUUUCCUUGUAGCUAGCUCUACAAAAUUAAAAGAACACUAAAAAAAGUACAAAAGAACAAGCAACUGAACUUUCCAAUACUGAUAACUGUAUGACUGUAUGACACAAAGUGUAAAAAACAGUCUGUGGUCUAGAUCAAAUCUUUUUUUCACACUGUGGUUAAUAUCUAAAAACAUUAAAUGUCAAGUUGACUUGAAAAUCCUGUGUAGAUAUGCAUCAAACUGUUUUUUUUUAAUUCUGUCUCAUGAUUGAUCAGAGACUUAGGUGUGGUUUCAACUUUGAAGGGGACUCGUAUGGAACAGGGUUUUUUAUGUACUUAUUUGUGCCUAUUCUGCAUUGAUUUACUAUAAAUGUCUUUAAUUUUAUAAAUAAAAUAAGUAAUAACAAGCAA